Molecule: messenger RNA, 684 nt
Organism: Talaromyces rugulosus
Lineage: Eukaryota; Fungi; Ascomycota; Eurotiomycetes; Eurotiales; Trichocomaceae
Exons: 2
Coding region: 1-684 (227 amino acids)
Source: RefSeq, a predicted model, not a curated record
AUGGUCCAAAUCCUUCGAUCUAUCGCCGUUUUCUGUUGGCUUGCUUUUGCCAGCGAGGCAAGCAGCUCUGCAACGACUUCGCUUCCUUCUUCCACUACAAGUUCCGCCGCGGUCCAAACCAUCGACGUGGGCGAAAGUGGACUCACCUUUGACCCUGAUACGCUUACCGUUUCUCCAGGAGGCAAAGUUGAGUUCCACUUCUAUCCAGGAAACCAUUCAGUAGUGCAGGCAUCUUUUGCGAAUCCGUGUCACCCUCUAAGUGAGACAAGCUUCUUCAGCGGAUUUGUACCUGAUCAGUCAACAAUUUUUACUUUGAUGAUUAACGAUACAAACCCCAUUUGGUAUUACUGCGGUCAAGUCGGACAUUGCCAGGCUGGUAUGGUUGGUGUAAUCAAUCCUCCGGCCAACAGUCCAGAUACGCUUGAGGUGUUCAAGACCUCAGCAGUGACUUCAAAUGGAAGCACCGUGCCAGCUUCUGUUGAAGGUGGUGUUCUUGGACCACCAAACAGUGGAACAUCAACCAGCAGUGCGGUUGCAAGCAGCACAUCUGCAAGCAGCACAUCUGCAAGCAGCACAUCUACAAGCAGCCCAAGUCAAACAGGUGAAGCCACAGUUUUAUUUCCCUGGACCGAUAUGGGUAUCAUUCUCCUUCUCUCUGUACUUGUAGCUCUAUGGAUGAUAUAA